Molecule: messenger RNA, 1080 nt
Organism: Ananas comosus (pineapple)
Lineage: Eukaryota; Viridiplantae; Streptophyta; Magnoliopsida; Poales; Bromeliaceae
Product: ras-related protein RABE1c
Exons: 9
Coding region: 200-850 (216 amino acids)
Biological process (GO): protein secretion; regulation of exocytosis
Cellular component (GO): plasma membrane
Molecular function (GO): GTPase activity; GTP binding
Source: RefSeq, a predicted model, not a curated record
GAGGGAGAGGGAAAUCGCAAACACGCUAGAGAGAGAGAGAGAGAGAGAGAGAGAGAGAGAGAGAGAACGAAGAACCGAUCAAAGCUCUCCUCCUCCCUCCCUCUCGCUCUCGUCGAUCCAUUAUUAUUAGAGCAUCUCCUUCUUCUCUUCCUCCUCGGCGCCAUUGCGAUCUGGGCUUUGGAGUUCUUCGUCGUUUGCCAUGGCCGCGCCACCUGCUAGGGCUCGCGCCGACUACGAUUACCUCAUAAAGCUCCUCCUGAUCGGCGACAGCGGUGUUGGAAAGAGUUGCCUUCUUUUGCGGUUCUCAGAUGGCUCAUUCACCACCAGCUUUAUUACCACGAUUGGUAUUGACUUCAAGAUAAGAACAAUUGAGCUCGAUGGCAAACGGAUUAAACUGCAAAUUUGGGACACAGCUGGUCAGGAACGUUUUCGAACUAUCACAACAGCUUACUAUCGAGGAGCGAUGGGCAUUUUGCUUGUAUACGAUGUCACUGAUGAGUCGUCUUUUAAUAAUAUAAGAAACUGGAUCAGGAAUAUCGAACAACAUGCUUCUGAUAAUGUGAACAAAAUUUUGGUGGGUAAUAAAGCUGACAUGGACGAAAGCAAAAGGGCUGUGCCAACUGCGAAGGGACAAGCACUUGCUGAUGAGUAUGGGAUUAAGUUUUUCGAAACUAGCGCAAAGACGAACUUAAACGUGGAGGAGGUGUUCUUUUCAAUAGCAAGAGAUAUCAAGCAAAGGCUCGCAGAGGCUGAUAGCAAACCUGAGGAUCGGACGAUCAAGAUCAACAAGCCUGAUCAGGCUGGUGCCGAGACCGCAGCAACACAGAGAUCUGCGUGCUGUGGUAGCUGAGAGAAUGAUUUGUGGGCGCAGCAGCAGCGGCAGUGGUGGUGGCUGGGGUCGGGCGAGCGCGUUGUCUAACUCUAUGAGGAACUGAUUUUCUUUUUCUCUUUUUCUUUUUUGAAAAAAAAGAAGGAUAAUGUUUGUUAUAAAUAUAUUGACGACAUUGGUGAUGCUUGUAUUCUUCCCUUUUUCAUUCUUUGCUACUUCUAUAUAUUGCAGUUUUUCUUUUUUUUUUUGAA